Molecule: messenger RNA, 2661 nt
Organism: Molossus molossus (Pallas's mastiff bat)
Lineage: Eukaryota; Metazoa; Chordata; Mammalia; Chiroptera; Molossidae
Gene: RPTN
Product: repetin
Exons: 6
Coding region: 1-2661 (886 amino acids)
Cellular component (GO): cornified envelope
Molecular function (GO): transition metal ion binding; calcium ion binding
Source: RefSeq, a predicted model, not a curated record
AUGGCUCAACUCUUGAACAGCAUACUCACCGUGAUCGAGGUGUUCCAGAAAUAUGCCAAAGAGAAUGAGGACUGUGCUUUGCUGUGCAAGAAGGAGUUGAAGCAGCUGCUCUUGACUGAGUUCGGAAACAUCCUCCGGAGACCAAAUGACCCAGAGACUGUGGAAACCAUUCUGAACCUCUUGGAUAAAGACAGAAAUGGAUUUGUUGAUUUUCAUGAAUAUCUCUUGUUGGUGUUCCAGUUGGCUCAAGCUUGCUAUCAUAAGGUGGAAAAUGAGUCAUGUGGAGAUAGAACGUCCCAGCAAGAAGAGGAGCAGGAGAGAACACAAGACCAUAAGUUUUCAGGAAAUACAGGCAGACAACAUAGGCAGAGGCAUGAGGGAGGGAAGCAGGACUCCCACCACAGUCAGUCUGAGAGACAAAAGCAGGAUAACUGCCAGGAUCAGUCUGAGGGAAAAGAUAGGGAUGCCCACCAUGGUCAGUCUGAGAGACAGGAUCAUGACUCCCACCACGGUCAGUCUGAGAGGCAGGAUCAUGACUCCCACCACGGUCAGUCUGAGAGACAGGAUCAUGACUCCCACCACGGUCAGUCUGAGAGACAGGAUCAUGACUCCCACCAUGGUCAGUCUGAGAGGCGAGGUCAGAACUCCAGCUCUGGACAAAGACUGAGUCAUAAAUCUAGCAGUGGCCAGCCUAAAGGACAAGGGUAUUUCUUGGCCUUAAAUCUGUGUAAGAAACAAGUUCAGAAUUCUCAUAGUGGCCAGCCUGAAAGGCUUAGAGGACAAUCAAACAGACAAGGCCAGAGUUCCCACUAUGGUCAGGCAGACAGACAACACCAGAGUUCCCACUAUGGUCAGGCAGACAGACAGGGCCAGAGCUCCCACUAUGGUCAGGCAGACAGGCAAGGCCAGAGCUCCCACUAUGGUCAGGCAGACAGACAAGGCCAGAGUUCCCACUUUGGUCAGACAGACAGACAAGGCCAGAGCUCCCACUAUGGUCAAACAGACAGACAAGGCCAGAGCUCCCACUAUGGUCAGGCAGACAGACAGGGCCAAAGCUCCCACUAUGGUCAGGCAGACAGGCAAGGCCAGAGUUAUCAUUAUGGUCAGACAGACAGACAAGGCCAGAGCUCCCACUAUGGUCAGGCAGACAGACAGGGCCAGAGUCAUCAUUAUGGUCAGACAGACAGACAAGGCCAGAGUUCCCACUAUGGUCAGGCAGACAGACAGGGCCAGAGCUCCCACUAUGGUCAGGCAGACAGGCAAGGCCAGAGCUCCCACUAUGAUCAGGUAGACAGACAAGGCCAGAGCUCCCACUAUGGUCAGACAGACAGGCAAGGCCAGAGCUCCCACUAUGGUCAGGCAGACAGGCAAGGCCAGAGUUAUCAUUAUGGUCAGGCAGACAGACAAGGCCAGAGCUCCCACUAUGGUCAGACAGACAGACAAGGCCAGAGUUCCCACUAUGGUCAGGCAGACAGGCAAGGCCAGAGUUAUCAUUAUGGUAAGACAGACAGACAAGGCCAGAGUUCCCACUAUGGUCAGGCAGAGAGACAAGGCCAGAGCUCCCACUAUGGUCAGGCAGACAGGCAAGGCCAGAGUUAUCAUUAUGGUCAGGCAGACAGAAAAGGCCAGAGCUCCUACUAUGGUCAGACAGACAGACAAGGCCAGAGCUCCCACUACGGUCAGGCAGACAGGCAAGGCCAGAGUUCCCACUAUGGUCAGGCAAACAGACAAGGCCAGAGCUCCCACUAUGGUCAGACAGACAGACAAGGCCAGAGCUCCCACUAUGGUCAGUCAGAAACUGGGGAAACUGGGCAAAAUAAGUACUUCCAAGGGAGUGAGGGAAUAAGCAGAGGCUCAUAUGUUGAGCAAUCAGAAAGGUCAGGGAGACCAAGUCAACAGACUCAAGAACAAAAAAUGAACCAAAAUCAGGGACAGAGAUUUCAGUCUAGGAUAGGGCAGCAGGACAGUCACCAGGCAUGGGAGCCUGAGGAGGACAGCCAACACCACCAACACAAACUUGUAGCACAAAUCCAGCAAGAAAGGCCACAAUGUCACAAAGACAGUGACAGACAAUCUUGCAGUAGUGAGAAGGGUCACAGUCAGGCCCAGACCAGGGAGAGUCAUGGUGAGGGGCAGAGCCACCAGGCAGAGGAAAAGCAGGACCACCAAAUCUGGGGUAGACAUAGUCAUAAGGAUCAGAACAUUUUACAUGAGAUACGGGAUGAGGAAACCCAUGAAGAGGAACAAAAAUAUCAAACACAGGACAAGCAAACCCAUGAAGAGAAACAAAGCCAUCAGAAAUGGGACAGGCAAACGCAUGAAGAUGAGCAGAACCGUCAGAGACAAGACAGGCAAACUCAUGAAGAAGAUCAAAACUGUCAGCGACAACGGAAUAGGGAAACCCAUGAGAAGAAAGAAAGAUAUCAAGGGUCCCAAGAUCAACAAUCCCAUGGGACCCAGAGAGGCUGUGCUAACCAAGAAAAAUUCUGCAUGAAUGAGGAUGGCCAGAGCCAAGGCUCCCAGGGAAGACACAGUGACCUGGCCUUCCAUCCAACUCAGAGCAGUGGGCGGCCCCAAAAAAGAGAAGAGGGAGGAAGUCACCCUCUUGCUCCUAACCAUCUCUUUAACUAUAUACAAGAGCAGAGAGCACAUUGGUACUAG